Penaeus monodon (black tiger shrimp) is the source of this 1421-nucleotide messenger RNA. Its product is annotated as serine/threonine-protein kinase Warts-like. The record is from RefSeq and is a predicted model, not a curated record. Lineage: Eukaryota; Metazoa; Arthropoda; Malacostraca; Decapoda; Penaeidae. Gene Ontology annotation, biological process: regulation of transcription by RNA polymerase II; chromatin remodeling. Gene Ontology annotation, molecular function: DNA-binding transcription factor activity, RNA polymerase II-specific; RNA polymerase II cis-regulatory region sequence-specific DNA binding.
AUGCUGAGCCGAGUGCCAGAAAGGUCGCAGCGCCUCGGCUCGGCGGCCCUUCGCUGUCCCGCCCCAGAGCCGCAGACGCUGAGCGAACGGAGCCGAGAGCAGCUUGUUGUCAGCCUUGAUCAGAGGGUCAGGAGAGGUCAGCGAGGAGUCAGCGCGUCAGUUCGAGGCUUGGUGGACAGUACACGUGGCUCAUGCGUCACGCCCACCGCCCACGACGCACAUUAUGACGCCCCCACAUCACGCCCACCCCCGCCCGCACUCCAUGGAGAAGCUAGCCAGACAGUGACCAGCCAAUAUGGACCGCAAAAAACAAGGAUGAGAACAAGUUUUGAUCCUGAGUUAGAGCUGCCCCGUUUGCACCGCUGGUUCGCCGAGAAUCAACACCCUACACGCCUUCAGAUCCAGCAGUAUGUGACGGAGCUGAAUGGACUAGAGUCACGCCGAGGCAGGAAGCCCCUGGAUGUGAGCAAUGUUGUUUACUGGUUCAAGAACGCGAGGGCGGCCUACAAGCGCCAGGAGUUCCGUGCCAUCAACGGCCUCAAGUCGCCACCGCCCGACGAGACGAGCAUCUCUGAUAACGACGACCACCACGACUCCUACGCCCCUCCCACCCACAACGCCCACAGCCUCGCCAGCGAGGAAGACGACCAGCGGGGGAGCGGAGGCGUUGGAUCAGAGCCGUCGGACAGCCUGCAGGGGCGUAGCCAGGCGGCAGGGAGCUCGGAAGGGGGGCAGACCUCGGGCGGGGAGAGGUGCCCCCCCGAGAGUGACGUCGACAUGAGCGAGGACGAGGAUGACGUCAGAUCACGCGACAGUGUCAGCGUUACCAAUGAUGGAAAGUGUUCUCCCCCACCAGUCGUAUCACCAGGGGCUCUUUCCCUGCCCCCCUACCCGCCCAUACCCGGCCUGGGCCAAGGGGGGAUGGACCGAUUGCCAUACCCAGUGGUGCCAGGGUCACUUCUCCAGCACUCCAUGAUGUAUAUGGCACACUACAUGCCCCAGGUCUCGCCCUUCUCCGGCGGCCUCGGCGGGAGCGGCAUUCCGGAGGAGCGGCGCAAACGAAACCGUACGUUCAUUGACCCCGUGACGGAAGUGCCGCGCCUCGAGCAGUGGUUCGCCAUCAACACGCACCCGAGUCAUAACCUCAUCCUCAAGUACACGGAGGAGCUGAACCGGAUGCCCUACCGCCAGAAGUUCCCCAAACUCGAGCCGAAGAACGUCCAGUUUUGGUUCAAGAAUCGGAGGGCGAAGUGCAAGCGGCUGAGGGUUUCGAUGUAAGGUGGAAGGAAGGGGAGGAAGAAGGAAGAUGGGGGAAGAGGAGAGAGGGAGAAAGGAAGGAUGGGUGGAAGAGGAGGAAGAGAAGACGGGCGAAGAGGAGAGGAUGAAGGAGAGGUGAUAAGAGGAAAAAGUUGAGGCUAAGG